UCUUAAGUUCCACAACUCCAUCACAACAAACAAGAUACCAUAUCACUAUGGCAACAGGAGACAGACAGCUGCACAUGGUUACACCAACAAUACAGAGUAUGCCCAUAAGUAAGAUCACAGGCUACAAUGUAUACCUGAAACUAGAAAACCUGCAGAUACCUGGCUCUUUCAAGAUCAGAGGUAUUGGAAAUUUGAUAAAAAAGGCCUCCCAACAUGGCUGUAAGAAGAUUGUUUGUGCAUCAGGAGGUAACGCUGGACUAGCAGCAGCUUAUGCAGCUAAAACACUCGGUGUUCCUGCUACAAUUGUACUGCCUCAGAGUACACCAGGAUUUGUGGCAGACAAACUCAGAGAUGAGUAUGGAGCAGAAGUUAAGAUUCAUGGAAAAGUUUGGGAUGAAAGCAACAAACAUGCCACAGAAUUGGCAAAAGAUUCAGAUUGCCUGUAUGUACAUCCAUUCGAUCACCCGGAUAUAUGGGAAGGACAUUCCACUAUGAUAGAUGAGGCUGCCCAGCAGUUGCCAUGUAAACCAGAUGUUGUCAUAGUGUCUGUUGGUGGAGGGGGACUACUCAAUGGUGUACUGCUUGGAAUGCAGAAAGUAGGCUGGAGUGAUGUCCCCUGUGUUGCUAUGGAAACAGUUGGAGCAGACUGUCUAAAUGCCUCGCUACAGGCUGGGAAACUCGUUACACUACCAGACAUAACUAGUGUAGCUAAAUGUCUCGGAGCUCUCACACCUGCUUCAAAAACUCUAGAACUCACACAGUUGCAUGAGAAGUUCCAGUCCGUCCUCGUAGAAGAUAAAGAUGCAGUCUCUGCCUGUCUCAAGUUUGCUGAUGACCACAGAUUCCUCGUGGAGCCAGCAUGUGGUGCCAGCCUAGCAGCUGUGUAUGGAAGUGUUAUAAAGGACUUACAAUCUAGCGGGAAAUUAGGAACCAUUAAGUCAGCCUUGGUCAUUGUUUGUGGCGGUAGUUCUGUGACACUGAAACAGCUAGAAACGUGGAGAGAAAUGUUUAAAUUGUGAAACAUUGACAGUGUUUGACUUUAAGAUAAUCAUCAUCAAUUUUAAAUAUCUUGCCUUUUUUCAAGAAGAAUUUACAAAAGACGAAAAACUUUUAAGAUUUAUUUUAUAUUUAAGACAUAAAAAGUGGAAGUUUUGUCAGUUUUGGUAUCAGUAAAUAGUCUUUUUGUCAUUUUUUUUUCUAAAAACACAGGAUCAAAAUUAUAUUUUUCUGUGCAUCUUAAUAAGGCAAUUCUGAAGUUUAUAGUUUCUCAGGAAAAGACCAACAAUAUAGUCACGAAUGUCCAGUAAUGAAAUCACUUUCUCAGGAAAAGACCAACAAUGUCAUUACUAAUGUCCUGUAAUGAAAUUACUUUCUGAGGAAAAGACCAACAAUAUAAUCACAAAUGUCCUGUAAUGAAAUUACGUUCUCAGGAAAAGACCAACAAUAUAAUCACAAAUAUCCUGUAAUGAAAUUACGUUCUCAGGAAAAGACCAACAAUAUAAUCACUAAUAUCCUGUAAUGAAAUUACGUUCUCAGGAAAAGACCAACAAUAUAAUCACUAAUAUCCUGUAAUGAAAUUACUUUCUCAGGUUAAGUUCAUAUUGUACACAAAUAAAUCCCAAAUACACAUGAAUGCACCAAUUUGAAAGAAACUUGUCUUUUUUUAAAGAAAUUAUUUAGUGAAUAUUUUUCUGGAAAUAAUUUUGGAGUAAAAUGUUAAAUUCAUGCCAUAAUUUUGUACAAAUUUAAAGAUAUCCAGCCAAUCUUUCACCGAAAUAUUUCAUCUUAAGAUAUUUACUUCAGAUUUGUUUAACUUCACUAAGUAUACAAACUAAUUAUGUAGAGCUACAGUCAUAAUUAAAUGCCACACAGAAACAGCCAAUUGUCAGAAAACUUUCAGUUUGUUUUAAACACGUUUUGAAAAAAUACUGAUGUAUUAUGGAAUGGCAAUGUCCAUCCGUCAAUAUUUUCCGUUUCUGGGCUCUUAAGUCACAAAGUAUAAUAGUUACAGCACUCAGAUUUUACAGGAUAACUGAGAAAAAUUUGAGAAGGACCGGUUUAGCUUUUGGGAUUAAAAAGUCAAAGGUCAGGUCAGUUUGACCUGGAGACUGAAAAUUGUUUAUGGACUAUCAAUCAUGAAGUAUAAAUAAUAAUAAUGACUAUGUUUUUCAAACUUAAAACAUGGACUUAGUGCUACAGGAGGAAAAUCCUUGUUGCAUUUUGCUUUAUUGGCUCAAAGGUCAAGGUCACAUGGACCUGAUUUAAUUUCUGGGUAUUUCUUUCAUUUCCAGGUUUUAAGUCAAAAAGUAUAGUAACAACAGCUGUCACACUUUACUUGAUAACUUAGCACUAUUUCAAGAGGAUCUCUUUUUUUUGAAGGAUCAAUCUACUUAUGAUUAGGUCAAAGUAACCAGGAGUCUGAAAAUGGUUUCUGGACCAUAGGUCAUAAAGUAUGUUAGCUAAAUUCUCUAAAUUUACACUUCAAUUUCUGACUGUAGAGCUCGGAAACUAAAUAUUGACCAGAAAUUAAGUCAGGUCCCAGUGACCUUGGUCUCCUAAAAUAGAUAGGGUUCUCGUAAUUGAAGUGUAAAUUUUGAAACUGUAGCUAUUAAAACAUACUUUAGAAUUCUGAGUUGAUGUUAUGAUGUUAGUUAAAUGGACUUAAGUUUCUUCAGCUGUUAGUCCAGAAAUUGAUAGUGUGUUGCAGUAAUGUAUUAAAAAAGUGUGAAUUGAAGUGUUUUACUUACUACAUAAUCAGGUAUUUUGUGUUGUUUGUUGUCUGAUUUACACCAGUUCAGAUGAGUAGGAAUUAAAUAGGAAGUGUGUCAGCUCCAAUGGUUAAAUAUUCAAUAACAUUUAACCAUGGUAAAUCACCUGGUAAAUCACAAGAUGGCCUUGUUUAAAUUCAUUCUAAAAUGCUCAUUAAAGCAUAAUGAUAGAAAUCACGCUGAUCUUUUAUUUGAUUAGUAAUAAACUGAAAUUUAUGUAGCUGUCAGACAUUGUAAUUGAUACUGUAAUGUUCUCUAACCAGUCCAUGGAUCAAAGGUUGUUUAUUGCAGAAUAUAGAAUGAUUGACCUCUUUCUUUGUUUAACUGACAAACAUAUGGAGCAAUGUUACAAUGGUGUUUAUUGUUUUUGUGCUUGUGAAUUUUUCAUUUGCCAGUUGAAAAGCAUGGCAUAUUUUGGAAUGGCAUUGUCGUCCUUUUAUCUGCCUGACAGCCAACAUUUUCUGUUUUCGGAUUCUAAACCAGGAAGUGUAUGGCUAUAGCUUUCAAACUUUACGCAACAACUUAGCACUACUUAAGGAGGAUCCUUUUUGUUUUUUAUUAAUAGAUCAAAGCUAAAGGUCAUAGUGACCUGCAAUUCCAGACCCUAAGGCAUAAAGGAUAACAUCUACUGCUUUCAGACUAAUACAGUGACUAAGUUCUACUAGAGGAAGAUCCUGAUCGAUUAUGGGGUCAGUAGUUUAAGGUAAAGCUAGCAGUAAUCAGGAGACGGAAAAUGAUUUCCGGACUCCGUCAUAAAGUAUAAUAGCUACAGCUUCCAAUCUUUACACAAUAACUAAGCACUAUUAGAGCCAGACCCAUACCGAUAUUGGAGUCGUUGACUCAUAGGUCAAGAUCACAGGGACCUUACUUCAUAUCUGUUAUUUAAUUUCCAGGCUCUGUAGUCGGAUGUGUUAUAGCUACGGCUUUCAAACACUUAAUCCAGUGACAAAGUACCUAUUGGGGAAGAUCCCUGUUGAUAUUGGGGAAGAGUUGUUUAAAGGUCAAGGUCACAUGGAUCCCCCACCAAUUAUUUUUAACUCAGUUCAGUUCUUGAUAUCGCAUCUAAGUAUUUCUCAACCACAUGCUGUACCCCACUUCCUGCAUACACACGUACUUUCACCUCUUUUCCCCAAUCUCUCCCUGCAUUUUUUUUAUCUCAACUAUUCGAAGAAUAGGGGAGCUAUCCUACUUGCCCUGGCGUCGGCGUUAGCGUGAGUGUCACACAAAUGUUAAAGUUUGUGUACCACCCCAAAUAUUUUCAAAGUCCAUUGAGAUAUUGCUUUCAUAUUUUGCAUACUUGUUUACCAUCAUGACCCCAUUCUGUAAACAGGAGCAGACAACUCUAUCAAGCAUUUUGACUGAAUUAUGGCCCCUUUUCGACUUAGAAUAUGCUUAUUGUAAUGUUAGUUUGUGUACCACCCCAAAUAUUUUCAAAGUCCAUUGAGAUAUUGCUUUCAUAAUUUGCAUACUUGUUUACCAUCAUGACCCCAGUCUGAAAACAGGAGCAGACAACUCUAUCAAGCAUUUUGACUGAAUUAUGGCUCCUUUUCGACUUAGAAUAUGCUUAUUGUAAUGUUAAAGUUUUACUCAUAGCUUAUAUUAUACUAUCGAGCACUGAGAAUAGUCGGGCGUGCUGUCAACUGUUUCAAAUCAUUUUCUUGUUGUUGUAUCUUAGCAUCCUCAUUCGCACCACCAACUUCACUGUACCAAACCUCCAGUCUCUCUAUCCCACUUCUUGCUUCUGUAUUUGCUACUUACAGUUCCAGUGUUCUGAUAAGUCUUUAUAUCCUGACCUUCCCCAGCCCCUGCCCACACCUCUGCCCUUGUAUUUUCAAUUUCUGUUCAGUUUCUUGAUUGUGUAUCUUAGUUUCCCUCAUUCACUGAGCAUUCAGUCCCCAAUCCCCAUACUUCUACUAAAAUUGUUGUUUUUACUGCCCUGUCCCCAUUCUCCUUGUAAAUGGGCCUAUUAUGCCCUGUUAGGUGGAGCUCUUGUUUUAUAUAUUAAAAUAAAUGUUUUGAACAUUGACUACUUCUGUUUAUCAGAGACAAAAUUAUUUUAACUGAUAACAUUGCUCAUUUCAUUUUGAUAUUUUAUUGAUUCAUUUUAUUAAGUUUUUAUCUUAUGAAUCACUUUUUUUGUUUAUGAUGUAUAUGCAUAUUUAUUGGGAGCAGCAAUUUUAGCAAGAAGUAUUAUGUGGUAAAUUUUUAAUGAAAUAUGCAACUAUCCUGAUAUUCCGAAAAUAAAUACAUUUUGACAAUA
This is a messenger RNA of Mercenaria mercenaria, 5028 nucleotides long. RefSeq names its product serine dehydratase-like. NCBI's taxonomy places the organism in Eukaryota, Metazoa, Mollusca, Bivalvia, Venerida, Veneridae. The transcript is spliced from 8 exons. Gene Ontology annotation, biological process: L-threonine catabolic process; L-serine catabolic process. The record is from RefSeq and is a predicted model, not a curated record. Gene Ontology annotation, molecular function: L-serine ammonia-lyase activity; threonine deaminase activity. The coding region runs from base 48 to 1019 and encodes 323 amino acids.